Chelmon rostratus (copperband butterflyfish) is the source of this 3541-nucleotide messenger RNA. It is a transcript of the gene klhl2, whose product is annotated as kelch-like family member 2. The transcript has 15 exons. Gene Ontology annotation, molecular function: protein binding. Bases 314 to 2131 code for a protein of 605 amino acids. NCBI's taxonomy places the organism in Eukaryota, Metazoa, Chordata, Actinopteri, Chaetodontiformes, Chaetodontidae. The record is from RefSeq and is a predicted model, not a curated record.
CCUCGCACCCGUAUACACCCAGGAGGGAAGAGGGGAAGAAAUAGAUCCCGUUGAGCCCUUUUUUGACGCUGCGGUUGGCUCCUGUUUUUCUCCUUUUUUCCUGGCCGACAGGAGAAGCCGUCCGCAGGGUACAGCAGCCGGGUCGAAUCGCAACGUGUUUGCACGGAGUGUCACCGCAGUCGGGCUGUGUGUUUAUGUGGAAGAGCCCGAUUUAAUGGGGCUGCCGUCAGCCCGUCUCCCCGCCUCUGGACGGAGGAUCGCCGCGAUCCACGCCUGCAUUUAGACCCACUAAAGACGACAUCGUGGAUAUGGAAUGGUGCAUGCCGCUGGGCCAAGUUUUCAGCCUCUGAAAAACACCGGAAUCAUGGACAGUCAUCCGCUGUGCACCAGACUUUGUCCACACGCUCUGGACAAAGAAGAUGGAGUCGAGAGGCAAGGUCCCGUCACGCUCAACCCUCGGCACAUGAGGAAGGCAUUCAAAGUCAUGAACGAGCUGCGCAGCCAGAACUUGCUGUGUGACGUGACCAUAGUGGCGGAGGACGUAGAGAUCGCCGCUCACAGGGUGGUUCUGGCUGCUGGGAGCCCCUACUUCCACGCUAUGUUUACAGGUGAGAUGGCAGAGAGCAGGGCGAAGCGAGUGAGGAUAAAGGAGAUGGACGGUUGGACACUGGGCCUGCUGGUGGACUACAUCUACACAGCAGAGAUCCAGGUCACGGAGGAUAACGUGCAGGCGUUGCUGCCAGCAGCAGGCCUGCUCCAGCUGAACGAGGUAAAAAAGGCUUGUUGUGAGUUCCUGAGCUCUCAGCUUCAUCCAUCCAACUGCCUGGGAAUACGAGCCUUCGCCGACCUCCACGCCUGCUCUCAGCUCCUCACGCAGGCCAACAGCUACGCAGAGCAACAUUUCACCGAGGUGGUUGGGAGUGAAGAGUUCCUCAACUUGGGCAUGGAGCAGGUGUCGAGCCUGAUCGCCAGCGACAAGCUCACCAUCCCCACGGAGGAGAAGGUUUUCGAGGCAGUGAUAGCUUGGGUCAACCACGAUAAAGAUGUCCGACAGGAACACUUGGCCCACCUGAUGGAACACGUCCGCCUGCCGCUUCUCUCCAGAGAAUACCUGGUGCAGCGGGUGGAGGAGGAGUCGCUGAUUAAGAACAGCAGCGCCUGUAAAGACUACCUGAUCGAGGCCAUGAAGUACCACCUGCUGCCAGCUGACCAGAGAGCGCUGAUGAAGACUGCACGCACACGCAUGAGGACGCCAGCCUGCUGUCCUAAGGUGAUGGUUGUGGUUGGAGGCCAGGCUCCCAAGGCCAUCCGCAGUGUGGAGUGUUAUGACUUUGAGGAGCAGCGAUGGUACCAGGUGGCUGAGCUCCCGACCAGGAGGUGCAGAGCAGGUGUGGUGUACGUCAGUGGGUGUGUGUAUGCGGUCGGCGGCUUCAACGGCUCUCUGCGUGUGCGGACGGUGGACUGUUACGACCCGAUGAUGGACCGCUGGACGAGCGUGAGCAGCAUGCAGGACCGCCGCUCCACGCUCGGGGCCGCCGUGCUUAAUGGGCUCCUGUACGCUGUGGGGGGCUUCGACGGCAGCACGGGUCUGUCCACGAUCGAGGCGUACAACGCUAAGACAGACGAGUGGUUCCAUGUGUUACCCAUGAGUACCCGACGAAGCAGUGUAGGAGUGGGUGUUGUCAAUGGCAUCCUGUAUGCAGUUGGAGGUUACGAUGGUGCGACCAGGCAGUGUCUGAGUACUGUAGAAGCUUACAACCCUAAAAGCAACACGUGGAGCUACAUCGCAGAGAUGGGCACGAGACGCAGUGGAGCGGGUGUAGGUGUGUUAAAAGGUUUACUGUACGCUGUGGGGGGUCAUGAUGGUCCAUUGGUGAGGAAGAGCUGUGAAGUUUAUGAUCCGGCCUCGAACAGCUGGCGACAGGUAGCUGACAUGAACAUGUGUCGGCGUAACGCAGGUGUGUGCGCUGUAAACAACUUGCUGUAUGUGGUGGGAGGAGACGAUGGCAGCUGCAAUUUGGCCUCUGUGGAGUUCUACAAUCCGAACUCGGACAAGUGGACGCUACUGCCGACCUGCAUGAGCACGGGGCGCAGUUAUGCAGGUGUGACUGUGAUCGACAAGCCCUUAUGACUGCUCUUGACACCUGCCACUGAUUCGGAGCAGAAUGUAUUCUCCUGCUGAAUACUGAUCUUGGAUCUGUCUACGAUGCCAAUGCUUCGAUGUUGGGCAGCAUUCGCACAGGCACUGACGAAGAUGAAGAAAAUGACAAGAUUGUUGUUGUUGAGGAUUGCGAUGAAGAUUUUUGCACUUACCUGAACGGGGGAGCUGUAACAAACGGGGGGGAUCGAACCCGCGUUUUGAUCCCCUCCUGGCAGGACUGCCGCAGCGACUGGACAAACCAGUUUGAAUCGCCACUGCACCACUGCAGUGUCUCUGAAACGCUACUGAUAUGAAGCUACUAAAACUGCAAAGUUACUUUAACUUUAGUGAUGUUAACACGAGAGAGACCACUGAUUGAAUCUAUGGGAGGGGGAGGCAGAGAAGGACCAUCUGGGACUGAAAUCUUUGUUUCUCCUUGUUUUUACCCCUCCUAGUGUGUGUUUGUGUGUUGUGUGUCUGAGUGUGUGUGCGCUUGCAUUUCAAGGUGCUCCUUUGCUUGCACAUGUGAGCAUGUGUGUGUUUGUGCGCAUCUGAGUCUCAGUGUGGUGACGCCCGGUCCGACGCCGCAUGAGCGCGCUCUGUCUGACCUCUGACCUUUUACAGUGUUGCAGUGUGGCUGUUCAAGAGUGCCUGAAUGUCAAAUUAGGCCCCUGCUUCCCUCUUCUUUUUUCCUCCGUUACGUCUCGAGUACUGUUACUGGACACAGCUCCGCUGGACUCUGCUGACCUUAGAUCGGCGAUGACGCGUGGUUGCGUUAGCCAGCGUUAAUUCAGAACAGCCGGGGGAGAAGCAGUUGCAGAAAAUGUACAUUUCUUCUAAAAAAAAACAAAACAAAACAGACUUUCACUGGAAUACAGUUGUUCUGGUAAAGGAGAAGCCUCAUUCAUGUUGCCAAAAACAGUGACAGACAGAGGGAGAAUGGAUGUAUCAGUGCUUUACUGUCACUCGGCAGCCAUCUUUGCUGUGGUUGUAGCCACUAAUGACAACAACAGCCUGAACUCACUGCAUGGUCCCCAACUCUAACCUCCUCUCCUUCAACAGUACCCUCCUCUCCCUUGGUGUAGCAACCCUAUUAACUACUGCACACCCUGACGUACUAUGAAUGUGCCAAUUUUACUAUGUCUCCUUAUUUCUGUCUCUCUUUGCUACUUUACUAAUCUGUUCUCUCUUUCUGGAAAGUGACCAAACCUACUCUUCAUUUCCUUUUUCUUCCCUCUCAUCCUAUAUUGAAAAUUGCUAUAAUAGUAACUGGUAUCGCUGUUUCUUGUCAGUGUAUUGAGGAAUGUCAUGUAGGCUAAUGACUUUGACAAUGUUUCAUUACUUGUUUUAUAUUAUCAUUAAUAAAUAUGCUUCUUGUAUUUAAAGCUGUGAAAUGACAUA